GACAGACAGACAGGCUGGCAGACCGACAGACAGAGAGGCAAACAGACAGGCAGGCAGACAGACAAAGAGAGACAGGCAGAUUUAGAUCCACAGAGUGAUCAGCAUUAAUUGAGCCGUGUUUGUUGCAACAAUAAGAGUUUUAGUGUGAAGGGUCCUCUGUCUCCAUCUGCUGGACAGAUUCAGAAGAGUGACCGCCGAUAUGAUGCUGAGUUGAGAUGCAUCACGGAGCCACCAAAACAUCCAGGCCCUGCACACAGCUCACUAGACGACGGGACUGUUAUCUUCUGUGAUAUACAAUCAUCUGGAACCAAGGGUUAUUUUAGACCUAAUGUAGAUGACCCUACUGUCUAUUCGAAUCAGGCUGCAUCAUCAUCUGAGGAGCAGACCGAUUGUGCAGGAGACGGGCUGUCGUCCCGUGGAUUAACAGGGCGCAGAGAUCCGCAUGGACUAUGGCUGCGAUGAGGACUUUGACGGUGGCGGGUUUGUUCCUGGCGUUCUGCUCUUUAGGAUUAAUAGCGAUAGCGAUAAGCACUGACAACUGGUAUGAGACCGAUGCCCGGAGACAUCGGGAACGGUGUAAGAAUUAUUCCAACAAAAGAAACGACCCUGGAUUCAUUUACAUAUCCAGCAACAAUCUGCCCCUCCGUAUGCUACCGAAGGACCGGGACGUGGACCGGAGGGUGACCAGUGGAGGAAUGCUGCUGCGGGCCAGGCGGGACUCCCUGCCUCUUGCACUGGCCAUGGAGUCCCUCUGCAGUCGGCAGUUCAAUUCCACCAUCACCGGGCUGUGGAGGAAGUGCCACCGAGAGGGCUUCGACCUGGAGACCGAGGAUCUGAUUUUUAAAGGGUUGGUCCCUCGCUGCACCUCCAUCAAAUACUACUACUCCUCUUCUGCUCUGCCCCGGAAUCUACCCGUCAACCUGACCAAAACAAUCCGGCAGGACGAAUGGCACGCACUCCACCUCCAGAGGAUGACCGCCAGCUUCAUCGGGAUGGCGGUGUCCAUCAUCCUGUUCGGCUGGGUCAUAGGGGUGCUCGGCUGCUGUAAGGACCAUGACCUCAUGCAGUACGUUGCCGGUCUUCUGUUCCUAAUGGGAGGGACGUGCUGCAUAAUCUCCCUGUGUACGUGCGUGGCGGGCAUCAACUUCGAGCUGUCCCGCUAUCCGCGCUUCAUCUACGGCAUCCCAGAGGACAUCGGCCACGGCUACGGCUGGUCCAUGUUCUGCGCCUGGGGCGGACUGGGCCUAACACUGCUGGCCGGGUUUCUAUGUACAUUGGCUCCCUCGCUCUACCCCCCCCACAGCCACUCUCACAGCCACGCCCACACCCACACCUCCUCCUCCUCCUCCUCCGCCCUGGCAGUGGUGCUGGACAAGCCCAGACAUGAGAACGGUUGCGUGUGACCGGGACGAGCUCCAUGGGUCCAUAGUGGAGCAGAGGAGGACGAGGCUUGUUUUGAGCUGGACCGGGGACAAGAACCAGGGGUUCUGGUGACACCAAGAGACUCCCACAGUGAGAGCCCCAACUCAGUGGCGCACAACCUACAAGCACUGGUUUGUAUUUAACUGGACUGACGGAGAGAAGUGAUUUCAGUUGUCCUGGUGCUUUUGUUUUUCUUUAUGUCCCUCUCUCAUGAAUGACGUGUUUAAUGUUUUGCCUGCUCUUCAAGGGAGAGAAUAAUUACACUGUUAAUCAAUUUCCUCCUGCAAAAACACAGGCAGGAGACAAAUAGCACAACAAAUACGUACGGAAUAUGAAAUAAUGGAUGUGUAUUGUCACUUUUCAAAAGGGCAAUUGUGUGUCAUGAUGUACCCAUUCUAAAUCAAUAAAAAAUGGAGUAAGCUUUUGGAAUAUGUGCAGA
Messenger RNA from Gadus morhua (Atlantic cod), 1861 nucleotides. It is a transcript of the gene tmem276a, whose product is annotated as transmembrane protein 276a. The record is from RefSeq and is a predicted model, not a curated record. The transcript is spliced from 4 exons. Gene Ontology annotation, cellular component: membrane. Lineage: Eukaryota; Metazoa; Chordata; Actinopteri; Gadiformes; Gadidae. Bases 450 to 1403 code for a protein of 317 amino acids.